Drosophila busckii is the source of this 4948-nucleotide messenger RNA. RefSeq names its product JNK-interacting protein 3 (gene syd). Gene Ontology annotation, molecular function: MAP kinase scaffold activity; kinesin binding; JUN kinase binding. Gene Ontology annotation, biological process: vesicle-mediated transport. The record is from RefSeq and is a predicted model, not a curated record. The coding region runs from base 616 to 4278 and encodes 1220 amino acids. The transcript has 15 exons. Gene Ontology annotation, cellular component: cytoplasm. NCBI's taxonomy places the organism in Eukaryota, Metazoa, Arthropoda, Insecta, Diptera, Drosophilidae.
UUAAAGAGUCACUGUUAAAUCUUGACAACGCGUAUUUUCUUCAAUAUUUAUUGCUUAAAAAUUGUUACAAACAAAGUGUCUAAUUAUUUAUUGAUGUUAAACAAGUUCUUUAGUAGUGCGUGCAGCUUAUACAAAUGAAAAAUCAAUGCGACACGUGAGCGAAAUGUGUGAAAAGCCUGGGCGAAAAAAAUGAAAUUAAAAUCUAGUCAAAAAUACGUCGCAAAUGGCAGGAGGGGGGAAACGGGAAACAAGCAGCAUCGUUGGCCAACGAAAAACGCAAACUAAGUGACGAGCAUUAAAUAAAUGCUGCAUUUAAUAUAUACAAGUGUGUGUAUAAUAUACAAAUAAUACUCGGACAAAGAGACUACGAGACAAAUAUCAAAUAAAAAUACCCAAAACGACAAGUGUGUGUGUGUGAGUGUGUGUGGUAGUGCGUUUGCAUGUGUGGGUGCAGCACACACAGUAGUUGUUAUUGUUUGGGGUUGAAAGCUGCAUAACGCGUGACGUGUGACAACCCCAACACAAGCACCCGACACCACCCACAUUUGGAGCGCCUACUAAGUGACUUUGAAGACACAUACGAGCGAAAGAGAUAGAGAGAUAAGGAUAAACAAAAUGAUGGAUAACGAUGACACCAUGCUUAAUAACCAUGGACCACAGCCCGGCGCUGAAACGGUCUACGGCACCGAGGACAACAACAUGGUCAUGUCCGAGAAGAAUGAACAGGUUGUGAGCAUCGUGCAACAAUUGGCGGGCAGUAUUUAUCAAGAAUUUGAGCGCAUGAUUAAUCGAUAUGACGAGGAUGUGGUGAAGAACCUUAUGCCGUUGCUGGUGAACGUGCUGGAGUGUCUGGAUGCGUCUUAUCGCAUCAAUCAGGAGCAGGAUGUGGAGGUGGAGCUGUUACGCGAGGACAAUGAACAGUUGGUGACACAGUAUGAGCGAGAGAAGAGCGCUCGCAAGCAGUCCGAACAGAAGCUGCUCGAGGCAGAGGAUCUUGCUGAACAGGAAAACAAGGAGCUAGCUAAUCGACUCGAAUCGUUGGAGAGCAUAGUGCGCAUGCUGGAGCUAAAGCAUAAGAAUAGCGUAGAGCACGCCAGUCGUCUGGAGGAGCGCGAGGGAGAUCUCAAAAAGGAAUAUGCGCGACUGCAUGAACGCUAUACGGAGUUGUUCAAGAACCAUGUGGACUAUAUGGAGCGCACCAAGAUGCUUAUGGGCUCCACACACUCACAAAUGAGUACUGCCUCGGAUCGCAUGGAAGUGAGUCGAGCUCGCUUGAAUCCUGUGGCUCGCAGCUCUGGUCCAGUGUCUUAUGGCUUUGCAUCACUGGAGAACUCGGUUAUGCUCGAUACGGAAACCAUUUGCAGUGUGGGCAGUCAAUCCGAUGACUCGGGACCGCCGUCGCUGCAGAAUGAGCUCGAUAGUCUGGCGGGCACAGUGGAGCGUGGCGCUGCUACAGAUCAGGCUACCUCGCCGCAAAGUCCUCCCGAACUGAGUCCGGUGGUGCCAAAUGUGCCAGCUAAUGUUGGUCGCUCAACCACUAAAAAGGAGCAGCGCUCGGAUAAUAAUCUCUACCAAGAAUUAUCCUUUCAAGAUAACGAAGAGAGCGAAGAGAACGAAAUUGUUACAGGCAGCUGGGUACAUCCCGGAGAAUACGCUUCCUCAGCUAACGACAAUUAUUUCGGCAUGGGCAAGGAGGUUGAGAAUCUUAUCAUGGAGAACAACGAGCUGCUGGCAACCAAAAAUGCGCUCAAUAUAGUGAAGGAUGAUUUGAUAGUCAAGGUGGAUGAGCUUACAGGUGAGGUGGAGAUUGUGCGCGAGGAGCUGAAUGCCAUGCAACAGUCGCGCAACAAGCUGCGCAAGCGCAUUAGUGAACUGGAAGAUGAGCUUAAGAAGGCCAAGGAGCAAGUGAAGCAGCAAAACACGGAGCAGGAGGAGAACGAUGUGCCGCUGGCGCAGCGCAAACGCUUCACGCGUGUGGAAAUGGCCAUGGUGCUAAUGGAGCGCAACCAGUACAAGGAGCGGCUUAUGGAGCUGCAGGAGGCAGUGCGCCUAACAGAGAUUCUGCGCGCCUCACGCACUGUGGAUAAUCUGGAGAAAUCGAAGCAUCCAAGCAUUUGGAAAUAUUUUAGUAGUCUUUUUACCCCCACCAACCGUCCAACGGAGCGCAUUGCCGAUGGACUGGGUGGGGGGCCGAUGUUUCGUCACACUGGCGGAGGAAGCCCUGCCCAUAGCUCACCCAGCCGUGGAGGAGGCGACAAUCGCCUUGCCCUAGCUGGCGCACAACCGCCGCCACAUCCCGCCAGCGCUGGUCUAGCCAAUGCGCUAAUCAUGGCCAAGGAUUAUGGCGAGGAGGGCAGCUCGGAGCGCAUUAGCGCACGACGACGCGAACAGUAUCGCCAGCUGCGUGCGCAUGUACAAAAGGAGGAUGGCCGACUGCAUGCCUAUGGCUGGAGCUUGCCCAUAAACAAGACCAAUCAAGAUGCUAAUCCCGGCCGGCACUCUGGCGGUGUGCCCGUGCCUGUCUAUUGCAAUCCGCUGGCGGAGGCAUCGCCGCAUAUGAAAGUCUUUUGCGCAGCGGGCGUUAAUCUGCAAGGCGGUUUUACCAAAGACGGCCAGACGCUGAUACCCGCCAGUUCGCCAUAUGCGCCACGCUCCACGCUCAAAAUUGCUGAGAUUACUAGUCCGACGGCGGAGCAAAGCGCCGAGGCGCUCGAUCGUCAAAUGGCGCGCGCCAGCCUGGAGACGCUGGAGCCGGAGACGCAGCUCAGUUCGUUUGUCUGGAUCUGCACCAGCACACAUGCGGCUAGCACGGUGAGCGUGGUGGAUGCCAAUCAAUCGGCCACGGUGCUGGAUGCGUUUCCCAUUUGUGCGUCGCAUUUGCUGUGCAUUGCCUCCGUGCCGGGCGCCAUGGAGAGCGACUAUGCGCUGCUCGAGCAGUCGGAGGUGGUCAAGGAUGGCGAGAUGCUGCAGCGUCCGGGCGAGGGUGACGAGCUGCUCGGCAAGGUGGACUUUGUGCGCGUGCGUGCCAAGAGCGAUCACAAUAGCAACAGCAAGGAGGAGGGCCAGCAAGUGGAGCAGCAAGAGGAGCAGCCACAGCUGCUGGAAACAGUUGCCGAGGCCAAGGAGGCCACCGAAAAGUCCAAUGAGGCGCUGCCCAUGGAGCCGCUGGGCAAUGUCGAGGCCAUCAAGAUACGCCAAGCGCUGCCCGGUGCGCCACAGCGUCUGUCCAGCAGCAGUUCCAACAACUCGGAGAGCACACACAAUGUGAACAACAAUGUGGCCACACACUCGCAGAAUCCCAUACUGGGCACCAAGGAACGCGACGAGCCUGUCAUCAGCUCUGUGGGCCCAACCAUGUGGCUGGGAGCCCAGGAUGGCUGGCUCUAUGUGCACAGCAGCGUGGGACGUUGGCAUGAGUGUCUGCUCAAGGUGCUGCUGCCGGAUGCCGUGCUGGCGAUUGUGCAUGUGGAGUCGCGUGUUGUUGUUGCGCUGGCCAACGCUCAGCUUGCCGUGUUCCGCCGCCAGACAGACGGCCAAUGGGAUCUGAAUAGUUAUCACCUGGUUACGCUCGGUGAUCGCAAUCAUUCGAUACGUUGCCUCUGUGUGGCCGGCGAACGUAUUUGGGCGGCGCAUCGCAACAAGAUCUUCAUUGUCGAUCCCGUAUCGCUCAACAUUGUGCACUCGCUGGACGCGCAUCCGCGCAAGGAGAGCCAAGUGCGGCAGAUGGCAGCCACAGGUGCUGGCGUUUGGGUUUCCAUACGUUUGGACUCCACAUUGCGUCUGUAUAACACGCAUAGCUUUGAGCACAUACAGGAUGUGGACAUUGAGCCCUAUGUGUCCAAGAUGCUGGGCACUGGCAAGCUCGGCUUUAGCUUUGUGCGCAUCACAGCGCUCAUGGUAUCCUGCAAUCGUCUUUGGAUCGGCACCAGCAACGGUGUCAUCAUCUCUGUGCCGCUUGCCGAAGCGCAACAAAAGCCAACUAAUCCGCAUGGCCAGAUGCCUCUGUGCUGCAUGGCAAACGCUCAAUUAUCCUUCCACGGACAUCGCGAUGCGGUCAAGUUCUUCGUGUCCGUGCCCAUGUUGCAGCAGCCGAACGGCACGCUCACCUUCACCAACAAACGCCCGGACAUGUUGGUCAUGUGUGGGGGCGAGGGCUACAUUGAUUUUCGCAUAAAUGACAACGAUAUGGAAAAUAGCAUACAACUGGAACCAAAUCAAACAAUUGAGAAUCGUGGCGAUAAAAGUUAUUUGAUUGUGUGGCAUGUUAGUCAACGUUAAUGCUUAUUUAUUAAUAUACUCGCGUAUUUAUAUAGACAGGCAUAUAUAGAGUGGACGCUUGCAGAAACGAAAUGGUUCUAAUUCUAAUUUGAGAACCUUCUCCUUUUGAGAAGAGCAUAUAUUUGUUAAAAUGCAGAAACACAACUAAAAUAUUUUGUAUUUUAAGCCCCAAUCAUUCAAAUGUUUAACCUUAACUUAUAAAUUAGCAAGCGUACACUCUAUUUCACCUUUAUUAUAUGAAAAUCCGACCUAUAACAAGUUAAAAGUUUUGCAGGCUAGACAAAAAUGAGAACCUUAAUUUAGUUAUUAACAAUUUUAUUUAUAAACAAUUAACCUAAACUAAAUUUAGUUGAAUAGUACUCUACGCUCUAAAGAAUAUAUAUUGCUUCAUAUAAAUACAAUAUAAUGUUAUCUGUUCGUGAUAGGCCCCGCUUAAUCCAAAACAGUUGCAAGAAAAGUUCUAAAUACAUAAACUAAGAUUUAUCAAAUUUGUACAUUUUCCGCGCUCUAAAAGCAGGAAAAGUUAUGUUUUAUACACCUAACAUAUAUAUAUUUAAAGAUUACCUUAAAGAGCGCCGAUUUUUUUAAAGUAAUUUGUGCGUGAUUCUUUGUCCAAAUAUUUAGUUGAAUUACGAAAUAAUGUUUAAGUUGACCCAAAAAAAAUUAAAUA